UCGCUUUCUGUUGCUCGGGGAGGAGAGGCGGGUAAAAUGUAAACACUGAUCCACGAUCCACGAUCCACACUGCUGCCGGUUGGAAGCUAGCUAGACUUUCUUCUGCUGCCGGUUGUAUCAGACAUCACACACGAUCCUGUAGAUUAGAACGAUGAUCAUAGUGAUCGGAUCGGUAACGAGUUGGACCGGUGACUGGCUUUGAUCUGUUAUCUCGAUCUUUAACCGGAGCAGUUCAUCGUGAACCGUGGUGACCGGGUGAGAAGAGAAAAGCCUUCGUGGGAAGGAAAAACCCAAAGAUAAACCUGAAGUGACCUCGUAGUGAAGACCUCCGUGAUGUCCCCCGGCUCCACGUAAACAAACCCACGAGGACGCGCCUCGUCUCGCGCUUUUUUUUUAACGUUCGAAUCGUUCGCAUUUUAAGAAGCGUCUGACGUCACCGGUCACGUGAUCCCGAGAGAACCAAUCAAGCUCCGGUAUACAGCGUCACCGAAAAUCGCUUCCUUGUUUUGACCCGCGCCUCGGAGCUUUGUCACCGGGCCAACGUCACUGGGAAACGCCGAACCAGCACCACCGCGGCUGUCCACUGUAGGUUAGCUAGCCGCUGCUACACCUCGGCAGCUAAACGUAAGUGAAGACAAAAACUAUCCACCGUUUGCUACCCGCCGUAUCCCGAUGCGACUUGAUGGAGGACUACGAAAAGUUUGCGCGGCGUCAUCUCUCCCAACUGGCGAAGAGUGAGGAGGGGGAGCGCCGUAGACCUUCACCAGCACCCUCCCUCAUCCGCGUCCAUGGACGAGCCAUCCUCCCUCCCCUGCUCUCAGGAGAGCUGAGAGAGGAGAUGCAGCGACACAGAGACGCAGCGCAGAAAGCCGCCGGCCACAGGAGGUUGAAGGACGAUCCAAGAAUGGCCCAUGUGCAAAGCAUUCUGCAAAGUGUUCAGCUAAGAAAGACACCAACUUUGGAGGAGUUGCUUCAGGAGUCGGAAUGUUUGUAUUCCCAGAAGACCAGUGGUGGAUUAGUGUCUGAGGGUGAUUUUUUUUUAGAAACAUCGGAGGAUAGUUCGUCCCUCUCGCUACCACCCUCUUUAAGGAAAGGAAAGGAUGGGCUUUCUUUUUCUCCAGUGACAUCAAAAGUGUUAAGUUCCUCUUUCACUUCUAAUGUGACUCCUCAGCAGAGUUACCAUGAAGAUUGCCUUGUUGACCGACAUGACAGCCAACAGGGACCACAGCAAAGUUCCCCUCGUGGUGCGAUCCACCAGUCACCACCCUCGGGUGACGUGACCUUUGAGAAUGUCGAAAACGCCCUCAGUGUCUCCGGACUGAUUGAUGCCGGCAGCGAAAGCUGUGGCUUUGGCUCUUCAGAGGGAGCUCAUAGUAUGGGGGACUUUUUCCUUCACAGCACCUCGAACACAAUCACCAAGAUGCCAGAAAUUAUUUGCCACCCUCCCACAGACGGAGAGGAAAUGGAGAGGAGUGGCCUGGAGUUGUCCCUUUGUAAUAACUUCACAGCAGUAAAAGACAUUUGUUGCAUCUCAUUCCAGGAGGAUUCAGUCACGUGUGACCAUUUAACAGCAGACAAAUCUGACAGCAGUCAUUUGGAGAGCACAGAGAGUGGAGAUACCCCUCACUCUGCUGCAGCACUUGAGCUUGACAGAGAUCACAUUUUGGACAGAAGUGAGGACCCAGUCUCCUGGUCAGAAAACAGUGGCUCUCCGGAGAGUCUGGAGUUAUCAGAGACAUUAAGCGCUCAUUGCAAUCCAACAACACAACUGCAUAGUCACCAUGAACCCACAGAAACAGAACCAGCAGACAACGGUGUAGAUGAAGUAAAGCCAUCUGAGGGGCCUCAUCGUCUGAGCCUCCAGGCCUUGCUAAAGAAAUCUCAGGAGUAUCGGCGGCGCCAGCGGAUGCUUAGGAACCAAGCCAAAAACUCUUGCGUCAAGGAGAGGACUCAGGAGCCAAAACCAAGGCCAGAGGAGCAUAGCCUCUCUGAUAAGGAGAAUGACGAGUGCCCUUACAAGGGGAGUGUGACGAUGGAGGGGAAGAAAAGUAAAGAGAGGAGAGGCUAUUUAAGUCCAACAGUGGAGAAUUCCUCAUUAAAGAAAUCCUUGGAUAAUGAAAGAAUGAAUGAGAAUGAGUCCAUUGGGAAAAAGACCAACGUUAAAUCUGAAAGCAAUCAAUUAACGGGAGAUAUGAAUACUAAGGAAAUGAUAAGAGUUGAGGAAGAAACAACCUUCAAAAAUAAUAAGCUAAACAGUUCACAAGAGGUCAUAAUAGAGCCUGAGCAAAUCAGCGUCUUCAUCCAGCAGCAGCCUGAGUUGACAGAAGCCUCCCCAAUCCAGGAAGCCUUUUCCAUGACCAUUGAGCAGAGUGACAGCUGUCCCACAGGUAUUUUUCAAGGAGUAGGGAAACAUUACACUAUCCCAGUCCCUAAUUUCUGUAUGAGUCCUGUUCAUUCCAAAAGCAAAGGAAGUAUCAGAGAUGGAGAAACCAUUGAUGUAGCAGAAAACUCAAAGGGGAAAGUUGUAGACAAUACAAGCUUGAAUGAAGACCACAGUGUUGAAGAAGGAAGUAACCGGGGGGACACAGCAGUUCCUUCCUAUGUGAAUGGGAUGGUUCAAGGUGAUGUAACGGGCGUUUUAGCCAAGAGCUCAGAGUGCAUCGAUCAGCUUGAAACGAACCUCUCCAGUCUGAAUGUGCUGAUUUCAGAUCUGGAGUCCACGGUGAAGGAACACUUGGAGAAUCGCAGUCCGACUGAGAGCGACACGCAAAGCGAGCUCAGUUUUAAAGAUGUUGAGCACUCUGUGCAAAGUAAACACAACCUACAUGUGCAGCUAUGUCAACACGUGGGUGAUUAUUUGGAGGACAGGCUGGGGGACGAUGAUCCUGACAGCAGUGAUACAGAAUACAGGGACUUGCCAAGAAGACAAUCAUUCGACAAACGCAAAUACAUGAAUGAAGGUCCAGGGACUGAACCAGUCUUCAGUGACGCUGAUGACAAUCCUCUCAUCGUGCAGGGAAAAGGAAAAGAGGCAGUUAAUUUAAGAGAGAUAAGGCCAGUCAACGCCUUAGCUUCAGAGAGGCUAAAGGAAAACGGAACAGGUAACGAAGGAUUCACAAAGCGCGGUGGACUGCAUGGCAGCUGUAGAAAGCAGCAGCCACUUGCUAGAUGUUUCCUGUCUGCAGCACAGCGUAUGCGUAUUCCUGAUGCAUUCAGAAACAUCCCAUCCCACAUAAUGGUUCCGUGUAACCUGUCGAUGCUUUUGGACACCAGUAACCAUCCCGUAGAAAGGGGCCAAGACUCUCCCCUCUCGCCAUCUCUCAACCAGUCGUACGAUGUGGACGCGCCAUCUGGCCUGUGGCUCCUUGACGGGUCAGGGUCCGACUUCGGCUCCAAAGGUCAUCUUUUUCAAGAGAAGCACCAGACCCCGGAGAGCGGGGGCGAAGGUUGGGGCGGGGUAUCCAAGGUCAAACGCAGACUGCUCAUGCAUGUCACAGAAGAGACCAGGGAAAAGAGUGCAGAAACCAGUGGACGAGCAGGCUGUGUGGUCCGACCGAGCUCCAGCACUCCCACAGCUGCUUUGUGGUUGUACGAAGGCCACGGCUGCCGGAAAAACAAGCAGGAACUAUUGAAACAGGCCCAUGCCGCCCAGAUCAGAGCCCUGCAAGACGAGCACAGGAGGCAACAGGAACAACUGCUACAGGCGCUUGCAGUGUGUUACCAUCACCAGAGCGUGUCUUUCCCCUGCUCUGUGUCAACCUCACGUCUCGGGGACGCACUGACCUUUUUAACCCUCUCUCAGCCCUCCACCCCGGCGUCAGAGCGCUGCCGCCAUCUGCUGUCAGCGGCCGUGAAGGGUUUUCUAACUCGCAGGCUGCUGAGGACGGAGAGAGUGGCACAGCAGGUGCGCACCAUCAGGGACACGCAGCAGUUCCUGCUUGCCCUCAAGCUGCAGAGCCCCAGCAGAGUGUUGUGUAGCAGGCAGGACUUCUUAUUGCAGGAGAGAGUUACUCUGCAGCUGCGUGCUGCGCGUUAUGAGGUCCACGACAUAUUCUUCAGCCUGUCAGCCGCAGAGAGGAUGCAGCUCAUCAGCUGGGACAGAGACCUGGCCAGAGAGAGAGAGCGCAGACGACAGAGUGGACAUGCGGGCCUUCCCAGCGGAAAGAGUUCUCUGUCGGUUGCAACACAAAAGUCACUGGAGAGGAAGAAAGGAAUGAUGAUCCAGAGAAAGGCAGCAGAGAGGCACAGGGAUGCUGUGAAGAAGACUGGACACAAGACUGGAUUCUCUGCCAAGCAGCCGCCUGAAACCAAACGAGGACAGUUCCGAGCAAAUCCUCUGAGGGUCCCCAAGAGCACUUUCUCCACUAGACCCCGAUGACACGGGCUUCCUAAUUGGCCCCAGUGAGGACUCCUAAUAAAGCCUCUAGCGAUUACAGGAAUAUUGUAGAGCCGAUCUUCUGAGAAUUUCCAAGCCCCGGAAUCAAAAUUUGACACAGAAGGAUAGUAUUUGCUGACUCAUAUAUUUUUGUAUUUCAUAUCUGCAGUCCUGGAUACCCUUCUCCACCAGGGUAUAUGUAAUUAUAUUGACUACAUUUGCACUUACUCAGAGUAAUUUCCAAUCGAUUGGAUGCUCUGAGGUGGGGAUAAAAUAUCACUGCAGCAGCUCUGCCUGCAACAGAAAACUCUUAACCAGUCCUUUUCAAAGCUUUUUUUUAAACUUUUGUGCUGCACCUUUUAAAGCUCUGUGCACUGCACCUGAAAAAUUAUGCAUAAUGUUUUUUUUUCACAGCAGACGUGGGAUAUACACCUAGACUUUUUUAGAUGUUUCAUUACUUUGUUGUGGUCCCUGAUUGUUUUUUUUUUUUGUUGUGGAUUACUGGACCAGACCUCUAAAUAUUGUGUAAUGGAAAAAAGACUUGCAACUCGCUCACCCAAAAUGGUGUGAAACCAUAUAAAGGUAAUUAAUGACACCUAUGCUCUAUGUCAAAAUUCUCACCAUGAAUUUUUUUAAUUUAAUUUAAAGAUUAAUUACUUGAUUGUGCGCCCCCCCCCCCCCCCCCCCCCCCCAUGUUAAAUUCCUUUUUCUCCAGGUAGAAUAUUGAAUUAUCCAGCUCCUCUCUAUUUAUGUGCCUGGUUAAUCGCCACCAAAAACAAUCUCCAGAUGUAUUAGCACGUUGAACUCAUUAAGUAUGAUGUGUACAGUAUUUUUUUUAUCGUCACAUUGAUCCAAAUGUUAAUAUCCAGCUUUCAGAUGUUCACAUUGUUUGAUGCUAGUACUUAAAUAGUUUUUUUAAUUCCAAGCGUUGCCUUAAAUAUUUGUCCUAGAAUAUUGGGAUUACACAUCAGCCAAAAAUAACUAAAUUUUUUACCUGUUUUAUACGCUAUUUAUUUUUUGGUUGACAAUAAAUAUUUCUUAAAGAA
Messenger RNA from Scophthalmus maximus (turbot), 5421 nucleotides. RefSeq lists its product as uncharacterized. Gene Ontology annotation, cellular component: centriole. The record is from RefSeq and is a predicted model, not a curated record. Gene Ontology annotation, biological process: centrosome duplication; regulation of cytokinesis; centriole replication. Lineage: Eukaryota; Metazoa; Chordata; Actinopteri; Pleuronectiformes; Scophthalmidae. The transcript has 10 exons. Bases 683 to 4378 code for a protein of 1231 amino acids.